AUGACGCGCAGCGUCAUAUCGUCUACCGUAUGGCUAGUGCUGCUGCUAGUGGCCGCCAUCGCAGCCGGUCCCCUACCCGUCCAUUCCCCUGACAAUGAAAAUACGCCAUCCGAGACCGAAGUUCGCCAAUCGCUGGAAUUGAUCGAGCAACGUUAUCAGCAAGCGAAAGCGCUACAAACGUUAGCAGCCUGGGAGUACGGAUCGAACUUAACACAGAUUAAUCUGUCGAAGAAGACGAAAGCUGCGGCCGAAUUUGCUGAAGUAGCGAAGAUAAUUGCCCAAGAACUCCACCAGCUGCCAACCGCUCAGCUAACGGAUGAUAAUCUAAAGCGUCGCAUUCAAAAACUUUCCAAACUAAAGUAUGCCGUAUUGCCCGCGGAUCAGUUCCAGCAGCUGCUUGGAGCGAUCGCCAACAUGGAAUCGAACUACGCAAAGGCAAAAUUUUGUGUUUACGGUGACUCGAGCAAAUGUGACCUUUCGCUUGAUCCGGAGUUGACGGAAAUCUUUGCCAAUCAUCGCGAUGCGGAGGAAUUGAAGUACUACUGGAUACAGUGGUACAAUGCGACCGGUGCACCUGUGCGUGAGUCCUUCCAGCAGUACGUUGAUCUAAACAGGCAAGCGGCCCUUCGGAAUAAUUUCAGCUCCGGUGCGGACGUUUGGCUGAGCGAGUACGAUGAUAGCACGUUCGAGCAACAGGUCGAUGACGUGAUCGAGCAGAUACGACCUCUGUACGAACAGCUGCACGCUUACGUGAGGUACAAGCUGCGCCAAAAGUAUGGCGAUAAGCUGGUGUCCCCAACAGGUCCCAUCCCGAUGCAUCUGCUCGGUAAUCUGUGGGCACAGACUUGGGAUAAUGUUGCCGACUUUACUACACCAUUCCCGGAGAAAAAGCUACUGGACGUUACCGAUGAAAUGAUCCGUCAGGGAUAUACGCCGAUCAAGAUGUUCCAGAUGGGAGACGAUUUCUUCACCUCACUGAACAUGACAAAGCUUCCUCAAUCAUUUUGGGAAAAGAGCAUUCUUGAGAAACCGGCCGACGGGCGUGAUCUAGUUUGCCAUGCCAGUGCAUGGGACUUUUUCUCAAUUAACGACGUACGGAUCAAACAGUGCACCCGAGUGAAUAUGCGCGAGUUUUUCGUGGUUCAUCAUGAGCUAGGACACAUCCAGUACUACCUGCAGUAUCAGCAUCAACCUGUCGAGUUUCGUGGUGGAGCAAAUCCCGGCUUCCACGAAGCCGUCGGUGAUGUUCUUUCGCUCUCCGUAUCGACACCGAAGCAUCUGAAGAAGGUUGGCCUGCUGAAGGAUUACGUAGAGGACGAACAGGUUAAGAUCAACCAGUUUUACCGUGCCGGUGUUACGAAGCUGGUAUUUUUACCGUUUGCCUACACGCUGGACAAAUACCGAUGGGGAGUGUUCCGUGGUGAGAUUAAGCCCAAGGAUUAUAACUGCAAGUUCUGGGAGAUGCGAUCGCGUUAUUCUGGCGUUGAACCACCAGUAGUCCGAUCGGAAGCUGACUUUGAUGCACCGGCCAAAUAUCAUGUGUCGGCCGAUGUGGAGUAUCUGCGCUACUUCGUAUCGUACGUCAUACAGUUCCAGUUCCACCGAGCGGCAUGUGCGCUGGCUGGCGAGUACGUGAAGGGUGAUCCGGAGAAAACGCUCAAUAACUGUGAUAUUUAUCAGAGCACGGUUGCUGGUAAUAAGUUGAAGGAAAUGCUUGCACUUGGAUCAUCGAAACCGUGGCCAGAUGCGAUGGAGGUGCUUACCGGCGAGCGUAAGAUGAGUGCCGAUGCCAUUUUGGAAUACUUUGAUCCACUGUAUCGGUGGUUGCUGGAGGAGAAUGCUCGUCUCGGAGCGCACGUUGGCUGGACCGACUCCCAAAGUAAGUCCAAACCAUCUGCAAAAUAG
Anopheles marshallii is the source of this 1905-nucleotide messenger RNA. RefSeq names its product angiotensin-converting enzyme-like. The record is from RefSeq and is a predicted model, not a curated record. Gene Ontology annotation, molecular function: metallopeptidase activity; peptidyl-dipeptidase activity. Gene Ontology annotation, biological process: proteolysis. Bases 1 to 1905 code for a protein of 634 amino acids. NCBI's taxonomy places the organism in Eukaryota, Metazoa, Arthropoda, Insecta, Diptera, Culicidae. Gene Ontology annotation, cellular component: plasma membrane. The transcript is spliced from 6 exons.